AUGCAAUUCCGCGUCGUAAUCCCAGAAGGGACCAGGCAGAACUCUACAAUUCGAAUUCGAUGCCCAGAUGGCACAGAGGCAGACGUGAAGAUUCCAGGGGGACUAAAGCCUGGCGAUCCCUUCCUUUUUGACAUCUCUGUCGAUCAACUAACGAAUCCCCAAGCACUUCUGGAUACACUAAAGGAAAAUUCAAUCGCAUCUGAUAGUCUAUCGAUGAAAAAAGGAUUCUUGGAACGAGAUAUUUUGGUAUCCUCUAUGCGACGAGAAAUUCUCAAGCAGAUAGUGCACCCAUGCAUUCGAUUAAAUGAAUCGGCGGCAGCGAUACAGUAUACAAACCAAGAAGUAACAGGGUACUAUGCACCAGAUGGAUUACGUGCCGAAUUACACCCAACCAGACGUUUGACCUCUGAUGAACGCAAAACAAUAUUUCAUAACGCGCCAAACAAACAAUGCGGAGCUCAAUCCUUAAAACAAAAGAAGAAAUUGGAUGAACUUGACGUUCUACAGUUUCUUAGGGGUCAGAGCUUUGAGGAAGCGCUUCCAGCAGAACUAGACAAACUCAGCCCCGCGGAAAUCAAAUCCGUGUUUGUAGUCAGAGAUUCAAUUGUCUUCAUGCAUGACCCUCCUGCUUCCUAUCAUCCAAAGGUGGUGGGUAUCAAGAUGCCUGUGGAUGGAAAUGAUAGAUUCUUGACGCUUCAAGGUGGUGGCAACAAAAGAGAUAUCAAGUUUAUGUUGGCUUACAAAAAGGACGAGCACUGCUUUGAAGAGUUCACAAAGCCGUAUAUUCUCUUGGAGAAGAGAAAUGGAAGCAGACACGUUCGCACACGCGUUCCUGUCGAGGCUCUAAAGAGUGCCCAUCCCGGAAACAAUUGA
Messenger RNA from Cylindrotheca closterium, 873 nucleotides. NCBI's taxonomy places the organism in Eukaryota, Bacillariophyta, Bacillariophyceae, Bacillariales, Bacillariaceae. The record is from the annotation of a GenBank genome assembly.